Molecule: messenger RNA, 915 nt
Organism: Corylus avellana
Lineage: Eukaryota; Viridiplantae; Streptophyta; Magnoliopsida; Fagales; Betulaceae
Source: RefSeq, a predicted model, not a curated record
AUGGCUGCUGAUCUUUCUGCUACGGCGGCUUCUGAUCUGCCGAAAAGCGUGCAAGAAAUGUCCAUCAAUGGCAGCGAACCUCCACAAGAGUACAUCGUUAAAGAUGCCACGUUUGGUUCUGUAGUGUCUUCUCCACCGUUGGGUUCGAUUCCCAUUAUCAAUAUCAGCUUAUUCCUCCCAUCUUCAUCACAUGAUGCUGAGCAUGUGGAGAACGAGCUCCAGAAACUCAGAUCAGCUCUAAGCUCAUCAGGAUGCUUCCAGGCAAUAGGCCAUGGAAUUUCGAGUUCAUUUCUUGACAAGGUCCGUGGAGUUGCAAAACAAUUUUUCUCACUUCCAGUGGAAGAGAAGCAAAAGUACUCCCGAGCAGUAAAUGAGUCUGAAGGGUAUGGGAAUGAUGUAAUUGUCUCAGAAAAGCAAGUUCUUGACUGGUCCUAUCGCCUAACCCAAAGGGUUUUUCCAGAAGAUCGAAGAAGGCUCAAUCUUUGGGCGGAAAAUCCAACUGAUUUUGGGCCUCAUCAGGUUCUUGGGGUCAAACCUCAUACAGAUAGGUCAGGAGUUACAGUUCUCUUGCAAGAUGGAGAGGUUGAAGGCCUUCAGGUUUUGAUUGAAGACAAAUGGGUUAGAGUUCCCAUUGUUCCUCAUGCUCUUCUGGUAAAUCUUGGUGAACAAAUGCAGAUAAUGAGCAACGGGAUAUUCAAGAGUACUCCCAUGCACAGGGUUGUGACAAACACCGAAAAGAUGAGAAUGUCGGUGGCUAUGUUCAAUGAGCCGCAGCCGAACAGAGAGAUUGGACCGGUGGGGUGCUUGAUUGAUGAGAAGAGGCCCAGAUUAUGUAGAAAUGUUACGAAUUAUAGCGCUAUCAACUAUGAAUGCUUUCAGAAAGGCAAGAUUGCACUUGAAACUGUCCGAAUUUAA